GCAACACCAACGUGACAUGACAGUUCGUUCAUCUUAUUGAACCAGCAAGAAAACAAAGCAAGUCGUUUUGGUUGCUUUCAGCGCGCUUUGAGAUUUAUUGAAUAUUUUUAGUUAACAGUUGUCAUUAUAUAAAAAUAGUUAAAUAGUAAAAUGGACGCUUUGAAGAAAUCUCAUGAAAUUCAAUUGCAAGUACGCAACAAUGCAGAAGAGGUGCGAAACACACUCAAUGAUCUGUACAGUUGGGAACAGGAAAUGAAGGCCAAAGAGAAGGAACUGCACCGACGUCCAACUAAUAUUGAUAAAGAUGAGCAAGCAAAUGUGCCCAUACGUAGUCAUAUACUUGCGGAGAAGAAACCAACUGCAAAUAAUAAAAAAGAACCACAGCCGCCUUCUAAAACAAACUCCGUUGCCAAGGAUAUUGAUAUUUCACCGUCGAGCUCCAGCGGUACCACAACACCCACGGAAAAAUUAGAAAAACCGCUUGAUGCCAACGAGGAGAAGCGUAAACAAGCUAAUGAAAUAAAAGAUAGGGGCAAUAAAUUUGUUAAACUAGGCGAAUAUGAGAAAGCUAUUAAUGAAUACACCAAUGCAAUUGAUAUAUUCCCAGAGGAUCCAGUAUACUUUUGCAAUCGCGCGUUAUGCUACCUGAAAAUGGAAAGAUAUAAUGAGUGCAUUGAAGAUUGUGAACAAGCCAUUGAGAUCGACAGUUUAUCCGUUAAGGCUUACUAUCGACGUAUGCAGGCGAAUGAGUAUCUAGGCAAUGAUAUGGAUGCACUUAAAGAUUGCACCACCGUGCUUAUGAUCGAACCUAAAAAUAGUGAAGCAAACAAAAGUUUAGAACGCAUCAAUGAAAGAUUACGAAAAAAUGUAAAAAGCACCAAGGGUCCAAACUUUAGUGCGCCGCGUGCUAACAUGAUUGACAUUUUGCCAAUCGACAAGCCAACUUACAAACGCUCUAAUAAACCACUACGACGUGUACCCAUUGCUGAUGUGAUUGGGCCAAAAGACACGAAAAAUUGUGAAAAUACCAAUUUGAAAAUCUCCGAUGAAGAUAUAGACAAAUUGUUUAAUAGUAAUUGUGGUCCUUUCGUGGAGGUAAAGACAUCGAAUAGUAAUGUGGUUGAUAAAAUGGCCGAUAAACCUGCAACUUUGACUCAAGUAACAACAGUUUCGAAUAAUAGUAGUGAAAAUAAAAAUGCCAAAGUUGUGCAAAAAAUAUCAAAUGUCAACGAAGUGAAUACAGCUAGCACGACGGUUGCAAAGGAUGUGCAAUUACUGAAUGGAAACCGCCCCUUACCACCGCCACCCACAUCUACAGCGCAAUUUUACUCGAAUUGGAAAGAAUUAACGCCUGCGCAGAAGUACGAGUACUUAAAGAGCAUUAAUGUAUCACAAAUACGUAAAGUACUAGGCGCUGGUUUCGAUUCGGACACACUUACAGACCUGCUACACACUCUGCGCGACUUCUACUUAGUGCAAAAGGAUGAUGCCAUCGCUGGCACACUCUUGGAAAUCAGUAAAAAUAAUCAAGUUGGAAUCUUAUCACUGCUCAUGUCGGCUGAUGAACGAAAAAUCAUCACCGAUAUCGUCAGCACCAUCAAAGAGCACAAAGAAAGCGUUGGUUUGGCGGAACAAAUUAUGAAAAAUUUUAAUUUACCUUAAUUCAGUUAAUUAAUUAUGUAUUUUGGUAUUAAUAUGUGUGCGCGAGUAUUAAAUUUUAAUUAAUGCACAUAUUAAUUAUGAAAAAUGUUUGUGUCUGCAGUGCAAACGUGAACAUCAUUACAACAACAGGUAUCCUUAAAAUAAAAUAAUUGUGCAAAUUCACUAUUAAAA
Zeugodacus cucurbitae (melon fly) is the source of this 1833-nucleotide messenger RNA. It is a transcript of the gene spag, whose product is annotated as RNA polymerase II-associated protein 3. The transcript is spliced from 8 exons. Gene Ontology annotation, molecular function: protein binding. The coding region runs from base 151 to 1662 and encodes 503 amino acids. NCBI's taxonomy places the organism in Eukaryota, Metazoa, Arthropoda, Insecta, Diptera, Tephritidae. The record is from RefSeq and is a predicted model, not a curated record.